Molecule: messenger RNA, 6105 nt
Organism: Xyrichtys novacula (pearly razorfish)
Lineage: Eukaryota; Metazoa; Chordata; Actinopteri; Labriformes; Labridae
Source: the annotation of a GenBank genome assembly
GGAUAAGCAUCAGGGUUUCCGGGUUACGGACCAGAUUUGUCAAAUAGCUCGUGCAUGGCAUGGUUGACAGGGUAGCUAACGUUGCAGUCAGAGAUCCGGGGUGGACAGUUUUUACCGGCCUGUAACACAAGUUUAACCCGCAGGUUGAAGAGUAACUCCGUCUGUACUGACUGUUUGAGUCGGUGUUGUGUUUCUCCGGGAGCAGAUUUUCACCUUUGUCAUUGCUCGAUUAGCUGACGAGUUAACGCCGCUCUUUGAAAAUGGCGGAUGUUCCACCAGAGAAGAGUCUGGACGAUUUCUUUGCCAAGCGGGAUAAAAAGAAGAAGAAAGAGAAAGGAAAGGGCAAAGAGACCUCCGGCGGGGGACCUGCGUCUGCUGCGGUGAAGAAGACCAAGAGAGAGAAGGAAAAAUCGGCGAAAAACGAGAAUCAGGACGCCCAGAUUGAAAAGGUGACGGUUUUGGUAUAAAAAGUGGAACUUUUUUAUCGGCCUAGAUCGAGUCAAAAUCAUGUCAAAAUCUGCUUCUUAUUAAAAUAUGACAUUCAUUGGCACGCUGUCAGCUUUUAUAGUUCAGAUUGGACAAACUUUAAUAGGGACUCUGAGCAGAUUUGGUGUGAAGUAUGAAAAUGCCGGUUGGUCGCAAACGUAGCAUAUGGUUCACAUUUAUACGAGAUAUAUACUUAUAUAUAUUGAACAUAUCCUUUCUGGACAGCCCCAAGCUUUUCUCCUAUGUCGUAUUUGUUGUUAAUAGUGUGAUUGUAAGCGUAUGUCUUCAUAGGAAAGCUGUCACUCACGUUUGUGAAUCGUGGCUGUCCAGCUAGGCCGGGCCGCCAUUUGUUCCAUCUAGUUACUGGGCUGACCGCCUUAAAGGCUGAAAUAUACACUGUUUUAAUUCCCUGUGAAUACAUGCUUAAUACUGUCCAAAAAAGCUGACACUUGGACUACUUUAUCCCCCACAUCGUUUAAAGGCAAAAGGAGUUAUUAACGUGAUUGUAUGUGCUGUGUUUGUUGCUUUAAUUCUGCCAAGGAGGAUGAAGAAUGGAAAGAGUUUGAGCAAAAAGAAGUGGACUACAGCGGGCUUCGGCUCCAAGCUUUACAGAUAAGGUAAAAAAGAAAUAUGUCUUUGUGUGUUUCCAUCAUGUAGUUCCCAUACACCUGGCUGCUGGAUUAGCAUCUCUAUGAAUUAAAAUCCCUCUUACUCAGACACAUCAGUUCCAGUUACCUUUUGAUCAUCAGUCUGCUUCACUACACACAAUCCAGCAAUACUUAAAACACAUAUUGAACAGCAAUAGUAAAGAUUAACUGACACCUGACAGAUAGAUUCCGGCAGCACCCCUAUACUCGACAGGGGUGCUGCCUUAGCCCUUCUCUGUUUGCCAUCUAAAUUGAACCCUUAGCCCAAAAAUCAGACAAAGCCAGGAUUUAAAAGGUAUAAAUAUAGCAGAUGAGUUUCAUUUGAUAGGACUUUUUGCUGAUGAUAUUAUUAUAUUUUUACAAGACCCAGACCUAACAUUAUCUAAUCUUAUUUCUACUCUGGAAACAUAUGGCUAUAUGUCAGGUUAUAAACUCGAUAUCACAAAAACACAUGUUCUCCUGAUAAAUUAUUCCCCCAAUAACAUGGUCAAACAGAAAUACAAUAUUAACUGGGAGUUAAAAUCCAUAAAGUACCUGGGAGUGUUGAUCACCCACAACUUAAGUAAAACAUAUGAGUCAAACUAAAAAUGUAAAACAUUAAAAAUGGUUAAGAAAUAAUUGUCUCGAAUCAUGCUAUACUGAAGAAUAAAGUUUAAAAACACUUAUUGUUUAUUCUAAAUAACUUUGAUAACCUCUCUUGUUGGCAGGGAUGGAGUGGGUACUAAAAUACUUAAGUACAAUAACUUAAACUGCAAUUUUCUGAGAUGGUAAAACUAUAAAUCCGUAAAGAUUCUCAAGUCAAAGUAAUAUGUACAAAAUGUUCUCAGCACUUCUAACACGUUGGAAAAAGACAUUUUUUCAUUUUUUUCAGACAUUCAAAAGCAUAUUAUUUUCCAAUGUGUAGUUUUAACAUGACUUAUAACAAGCCAAAAAUAACAACUUUAUUUACUGCAGUAAGAAACAAUAGCUGAUGAUGCUGCAAGUAAGAUUUUUAUGAGUAGUUUCUUUAAACCAGAUGUAGUAGUUAUUGCAAGGAACUUGUCAAGAAGAAUUUGCCUUCAGAAUCUUGAAACUAGAUCUUUAUUUGAAUGUGUGAAUUCACAGUAGCCUAUAUUACUUAUAAUGAGAUAUUUUGUGCAUACAUCAUCCAAGAAAUAAAAUUGAGUGAUUUACUGCACUCACAGGAAAACACUUGAGUAAUAAUGUACAAUUUAUUGAAGACAAAUACAAGGAAGCAAUAAAGCUACCCAGCUUGUACAUAGAAUUCAUCAAUAAUACAAAUGGAGAACAAUAAAUUUGAUAUAAAAACUCAUUUAAGAGAUAAAAUCCUUUAUGAACAGUGGUAUUAGUCUGAAAACAGUAAACAGAUCAAUCCAAGAAAAGAAUAGAAUGGAUCAAUCUCAGUGAAAAGUAUAAACAUCUGCAAAGACAGAAUGAACUAAUGGAGCAUACAGUAAUCUGAUUUCAGAUGGACUGAACAGUUUUGUAGUUUUAUAACCAGACAAAACGAAAAGUGUUAAAGAGAAGCUUCAUUAACUAGUCUUCAUACAACUUUAAUAUCAUACAUUGUGCAUUUUUUUUUAAUUUGUCAUCAUUCAGAAUUUACAUACUUGUUUAAAUGACUUUAAAUCUUUUUGCAGUGAUGAGAAAGAGGAAGAGGAGUACGAGAAGGAGGAGGUUGGUGAAGAUGGUGAGAUCAUUCUGGUCAGUGGAGACAAAGUGUCUGGUCCCUGGAACAAGUCUGGUGCUGCUCCAGCUCCAGCUGCACCUGUGGGUGAGUAAAACUGCUGCUCCAGUCCAUGGGUAUCUAUGAAAAUGGAAAAAAAUAUUUGAAAUUGUAAACCCCUAACUAUAUCAAAAUUUAUCAAAUCUGUCACCAUUUUAAUUUUCCAGAGGAAGUUGAGGUGCCUGAGUCGAAGCCUGCUGGUGUAUACCGCCCUCCAGGGGCUCGGCUGACCACCACCAAACGCACACACAACCAGGGACCCCCUGAGAUCUACAGCGACACACAAUUCCCCUCUCUACUGGCCACCGCCAAGCACGUGGAGACACGCAAGUAAGCAGAGAGAAGAAUUUUAAAAUUUUUAGACGUUUUUUUUAAAGGUUUUUAUUAAACUAAGUUGACGCAUGUCUUUGUUUCAGGGACAGAGAAAUGGAGAAGACCUUCGAGGUGGUGAAACACAGGAACCGUGGCAGAGAGGAGACCGGUGGCGCUUCUAUGCAGCAGCUGCAGCUUGACAACCAGUACGCCAUCCUGGGGGAUAAGUAGAGCCUCUCCCCUCCGUCCCCCCGGCCCCUUCAGCACGGUGCAGCCCAGCCCUGGAAGGAAGCUGAAUCCAGCUGCGUUGGCUGCAGUCCUGCCACCAUCAUCACUCUGGUUACUCACAUACACGCAUCCACAUUUGAAUAAUCACAUACAGCAACUCCACUGCAGCACACACACACACAGACACAGACACAACCCCUUUAAUAAAUCAGCAACACUCUGUCCAUGCAUUUGGUUGGCAAAACUGAAGGACUGCAUCUGAAGGGGCUGAUGACAGAGGGAAUAUUGAAAAGGAAUUAGCAACAAACACCCAAAACUGCAGCAACAACAAAAGGCAACAUAGUUGUCCUUUGUGGAUUGUACUCGGAGCAGCAGUUGUAUGGCGCAACUUCUUCAGACUUAAACCUGCUUCGAUAAAGCCACAGAGGAUUGAAGAUAACUUUAGGCAAGAUGAUUUUACAAACUUCUGUGAAAAUAUCUAUUUUUUUGCAAGAUCGUUAUAACCCAAUCGCACAUGGUAUAUUGGGGUGGUUUUUUGAGUUGCGGUUGGGGCUUUGGAUAGUGGGAGUACUACCUCAGCGGUAUAGCUGGUGGUGAUAGUAUGGACUGAGCUUGUUUUUUUUGUGGAGGUGGUGAAAGGGGCGAACACCAACCCCGCUGCCCACACACACACACACACACACACACACACACAUCAAAGCUGGCCAUCCGGCUCUUUGAGUUAGAAACUUGAAGCUUUGUUUCUUUUCCUUCAUAUUGAUGACACUCUGCAAAGAUCUACGGACGAGAAGUGACAGGUUGUGGUCCUCGAUUAGAAUUUCUACAUAAAGUGGCCUUACUGAUAGAAAGAAACUGCUUCGUCAUCCGAGGAGAACUUUGCUUGUUGUCUUACAGGACGCCGCCUCUGGAUCUCACCACUCUGUGACGAAAUCCCAGAUACGCGUAUUCACACACACACAAAAAAUCCUUUCUUGUUCAGCAUUGUAGUGCCGUUGAAGUUUGCCAGAUGAUUAUGAUUACUAACUUUUUUCAUAUCCAUUGCUUGAUUUUGCUGCCCUUACUUUAUUUUGGUCUUCCUGUUUUCUGACAUCAAAAAAAGGAGAAAUUAAAACACGUGUGUGAUCUCAAAGUACUCUUUUAGAAACAAAAACUUCACUGUGGUUCGACACCAGAUGAUCACAGAUGUUACAUUGUCAAGAAAAUAAUGGGAAACCACUUUAGAUGCGUAUUUGUUGAGAUUGUUUGGCUACAUUGAGUUCACAUCCUAGUUUUAACCAUCUUUUAUUGAGGUUUUUUCCUCCAAGUGAACAUGCUGUCAGACCUGUGCAGAACAGGUCAGGAGAAACAGGGACUAGUCUGUUUAAACAAAUCGAGUCCACCUAAAAAUAAGUGGGACGCCCAGUUAAAGUGUGUUUUUACCAAAAGCAAAGUUGGUUCAGAAAGCUGAAGAUAACUGGAUUUAUGUUCUGUGUCCUUUCCAUCAGAGAUGUCAGGAGGAGUCGAUUCCCACUGGGACAAUUUUGGUGGACGUAGAUAAUCUUGUAAUAAAAACAGAAGAGCCUAACAUAAAAAAAUAAAGUGAUCCUUGUGAAUGAAGUCUUGUCUGAAUCUGUAGAUGUGGAAAAUUGACCUGCCUUCCCUCUCAUAAUCACUCGCGUAAUUCCCGAUGUGUGUCAUGUUGUCAGACAGGUGUUGACUUUGACGAACUGGUUGAAUUUGUGGAAGUGACAGAUCUUUUUGAAAAGAAAAAAAACCUUGUACGAAGCAAAUUGAUGAAUUAAAAAGAAGUUUCUCACACAACAGACUUGAAAUGUUUAUUUGAAGGAGGCAGUAACACCAGCAGAUUAUUGAAAUGUCAUCCCUGUCAACAUGUUGGUAUCUGUUCAGUCCUUCUGUCUGUCUGCUGUCAUUUUUGCACCCCCUGGAAAAAAAAGGAAGACCAACAUUUAAGAUAUACAGCUUACAAUAAAAAUAAAACAUUUGAAAUUAUUGUUAUACGCUCUUUUGCCUCCUUUUCUGUAUCAGAUCUGUGUUUUAAGGUGUGUAUUGUAGAUGAUUAGCUUCCUACCUCACUCACAGGUCCAUCGGUUGGUUCAGGACCAAAGCCCUGUGCGUUUUCAAGAGGAGUCCAAGAAUUGUAAACCUGAAAUCAUUCAUCAUUACUGCAUAAUCAAUGUGAGUUUCCUAGGUUGCCUUUUCAAAGUAGAAUGGGAUAUUUAACUGUGUACUAAAUGAAAACUGUUUCUAUUGGGUUUAAUCAACAACACAUACAAAAAACAAUAUCCUGCUUCUAUAUGACUAAUCCACUAUCCACUCUAUUCCUCUUCAAGUUGUUGUGCUUACCAAUAUCUGUGGUUUGACCUCUGUUGGUUUCUUCUCAGUUGGGGCUGUGCUUCCCUUUGGUAACUAAAAUAAAAAUACAUAGCACUUAAAUAACGCCAAAAUAAAUGAAUGAAUAGAACUUAAAUAAAUAAACAAAUAGCAUUCUCAUAACCACAAGAUUUAGUGUCUGUAAAACCGUCCUGCCUUUCAGUUUACGCUGCCUCUGCAGGGUUAUUGACCUGAGGUUUUUCAUCACAGUAAAGCAAUAGCCCCAAAAAAAUCAAAAACUGAGGAUGACAAUCAUAACACGCAGUCUUACCGAGGAAGCAAGGACGAGCCCCACCAAACACAGCACAGUGAGUCCUCUCAUCUUCAACAUUAAAU